AUGGUCACAGCACGUGAUUUCAAGGCUUGUAAAGCCAAGGUUUUGUGUUCUAUAUUUACAGAUCCAAUCUGUGUCCGAGGCUUUGAUCCAACUCUCAGCAUGAUGUCGGGAAUAACUCCGCUUAACCCCAUGUUGCCGGGCAUGGGAUUGGUUCCCCCGCCGCCUGCAACGGAGGUACCUGUUAUCAAAAAAAUUUGCUGCAAAAGCUUCACUCUCUUCCCCCCCAACCCAAAUCUUCCACCACCUUCAACAAGAGAAAGGCCUCCUGGGUGUAAAACUGUAUUUGUCGGAGGGUUACCAGAAAACGCUACUGAAGAAAUCAUUCAGGAAGUCUUUGAGCACUGUGGGGACAUCACAGCAAUUCGGAAAAGCAAGAAGAAUUUUUGUCACAUCCGUUUUGCAGAAGAGUUCAUGGUUGAUAAAGCCAUUUACCUUUCUGGUUAUCGCAUGAGGUUAGGAUCCAGCACAGACAAAAAGGAUUCAGGUCGCCUUCAUGUUGAUUUUGCACAGGCAAGAGAUGACUUUUAUGAAUGGGAAUGCAAGCAAAGGAUGCUGGCCCGGGAGGAACGUCACAGGCGCAAAAUGGAAGAAGAUCGAAUGAGGCCUCCCUCGCCUCCAGCCAUCAUGCAUUAUUCUGAACACGAAGCAACAUUGCUAGCUGAAAAACUGAAAGAUGACAGCAAAUUUUCAGAGGCCACCACCGUCUUGCUUACCUGGAUAGAGCGCGGCGAAGUGAAUCGUCGCACGGCCAACCAGUUCUACUCGAUGGUGCAGCUGGCCAACAGCCACGUCCGCCGGCUCAUGAAUGAAAAAGCAACCCACGAACAGGAGAUGGAGGAAGCCAAGGAGAAUUUUAAAACUGCUUUGAUGGGGAUCCUCACUCAGUUUGAGCAGAUUGUGGCCGUUUUCAACGCCUCCACCAGACAAAAAGCUUGGGACCAUUUCUCGAAAGCUCAGCGAAAGAACAUAGACAUUUGGCGAAAGCACUCGGAGGAGCUCAGGAACGCUCACAGCGAGCAGCUCAUGGGGAUCCGACGGGAGGAAGAGAUGGAAAUGUCCGACGACGACAGCAGCAGCAGCCCUGGGAAUCCCAGGAACAAGAGGCCGAGGGUGGACGAAUCAGCUCUGGCUGCUCAAGCCUACGCCCUGAAGGAAGAGAACGACAGUCUCCGCUGGCAGCUGGAUGCCUAUCGGAACGAGGUGGAGCUCCUGAAGCAAGAGAAAGGGCAGCUCUUCCGGACAGAAGAGGGUCUCACCAAGGACCAGCAGCUGCAGUUCCUGCAACAGACCCUCCAAGGGAUGCAGCAGCAACUGUUGAAAAUCCAAGAGGAGUUGAACAACAAAAAAUCAGAACUGGAGCGAGCACGAGAGGAGCACACGCACACGCAGGCCCUGCUGAAAAUCCUCCAGGAACAGUUAAAAAAAAAUACCAAGGAGAUAGCAGAGACGAAUGGCCAUAAUGAACCUCAGAGCUCCGAAAUCAAUGUGAUGACAGCACCAUUGGUCAACCAAGACAGAGAAAAGAAUUCUGAGAAGCGAAGCCAGCCACUAAAAUCGGAGAAGGAAGCCCUGUUGAUUGGUAUCAUCUCUACGUUUCUUCACGUCCAUCCGUUUGGAGCUAAUAUAGAGUAUCUUUGGUCUUAUAUGCAGCAGUUGGAUUCCAGGAUCUCUGCAAACGAAAUAGAAAUGCUUUUGAUAAGGCUCCCACGCAUGUUUAAGCAAGAGUUCACUGGGGUAGGAGCAACGCUGGAGAAGAGGUGGAAGUUCUGUGCCUUCGAAGGAAUCAAAACGACUUGA
This is a messenger RNA of Gekko japonicus, 1797 nucleotides long. It is a transcript of the gene ENOX1, whose product is annotated as ecto-NOX disulfide-thiol exchanger 1. Gene Ontology annotation, biological process: ultradian rhythm. Gene Ontology annotation, cellular component: external side of plasma membrane; plasma membrane. Gene Ontology annotation, molecular function: protein-disulfide reductase activity; RNA binding. The record is from RefSeq and is a predicted model, not a curated record. Lineage: Eukaryota; Metazoa; Chordata; Lepidosauria; Squamata; Gekkonidae.